Messenger RNA from Bubalus bubalis (water buffalo), 5185 nucleotides. It is a transcript of the gene JAK2, whose product is annotated as Janus kinase 2. Gene Ontology annotation, biological process: cell surface receptor signaling pathway via JAK-STAT; peptidyl-tyrosine phosphorylation; cell differentiation. NCBI's taxonomy places the organism in Eukaryota, Metazoa, Chordata, Mammalia, Artiodactyla, Bovidae. The coding region runs from base 860 to 4258 and encodes 1132 amino acids. Gene Ontology annotation, cellular component: cytoskeleton; membrane; cytosol. The record is from RefSeq and is a predicted model, not a curated record. Gene Ontology annotation, molecular function: non-membrane spanning protein tyrosine kinase activity; cytokine receptor binding; ATP binding. The transcript has 25 exons.
CGCCCGCUCACGCCCAGGGGCCACCGCGGGAAUCUCCGCGCACGCCAGUUCGUUUCCCGAGAAGCCCAGGUUCUGUGUAGCCAGUCGUCGGCCGCCCCCGGCGCGCGUCGGUGAAAGCGCAGCCUGGGUGGAGCGGCGCACGCGCAGUCUGGGGGUGCGCGCCAGGCGCCGGCCCCGCACCAAGGCGGUCUCUGCAGUGAACAAGACGCCAGACCCGAGGCCAACUGGGAGGCUGAGUCGGACGUAAAUAGGACGUCCCAGCCAGUGUCGCCUGCGGCGCUGAGAAGACGGUGUGACUCCGGAGAGGGUGGAGACGACGACUGUGACGGGCUUCCCGGUUCCCCAAAGUGGGAGUGGUGUGGGUUGCAGGAAGGAGAGAGGAAGAGAAGCAGGAGCGGGCCGCAGCGGCCGACGCUAACGGCCUUCCUGAGCGCUGACAGGCUGGGCCCGCGUCCUGCUCGCUCCACAGUGCGCGCCGCCGCCUCGGGCCCUCGGCCCCUGGGUCCGGACUUGGUGGCAGAGCGUCGGGGCGGAGGGCUUCUGUUGCAGCGCAGGGAAAGGCCAGAUCUUCGCCGCCGAGGGAUGUGAGUGAGAGCCGAACCCGCACGGGAGGGCCCCCGAGGUCUCAGCCUGGCGGACACUCGGACCUUUGCCUGCUCCAGGGGCUUCGCAGACUGUGGCCAGCCGGAGGCACCGGUAAGAGCAGUCCCCUCGGGUUUGGGGGCGCGUCCUCGUCACCACAUCCGUGCGGCGGGUUUCGGAAGCAGGCAAGGCAACAAGAUGUGAUCUGUUUCUCUUCUGCAGAAGAGGCCCUUCCAUCCCCUUUCCCCGAAGGCAAAUGUUCUGAAAACGACUCUGCAUGGGAAUGGCUUGCCUUACAAUGACAGAAAUGGAAGGAACAUCCACAUCCCCUGUACAUCAGAAUGGUGAUAUUUCUGGAAAUGCUAACUCUGUGAAGCAAAUAGAUCCAGUCCUACAGGUCUAUCUUUAUCAUUCCCUUGGGAAAGCUGAGGGGGAUUAUCUGCAGUUUCCAACUGGAGAGUAUGUUGCUGAAGAGAUCUGUAUUGCUGCUUCUAAAGCUUGUGGAAUCACACCUGUAUAUCAUAGUAUGUUUGCUUUAAUGAGUGAAACAGAAAGGAUCUGGUAUCCACCCAACCAUGUCUUCCAUAUAGAUGAAUCAACCAGGCAAAAUGUACUCUACAGAAUCAGAUUUUACUUUCCUUACUGGUAUUGUAAUGGCAGCAACAGAACCUAUCGACAUGGAAUAGCUCGAGGUGCUGAAGCUCCUCUUCUUGAUGACUUUGUCAUGUCUUACCUUUUUGCUCAGUGGCGGCAUGAUUUUUUACAUGGAUGGAUAAAAGUACCUGUGACUCAUGAAACACAGGAAGAAUGUCUUGGGAUGGCAGUGUUAGAUAUGAUGAGAAUAGCCAAAGAAAAGAAUCAAACCCCACUGGACAUCUAUAGCUCUAUCAGCUACAAGACAUUUUUGCCAAAAUGUGUUCGAGCAAAAAUCCAAGAGUAUCAUAUUUUGACAAGGAAGAGAAUAAGGUACAGAUUUCGCAGAUUUAUUGAGCAAUUCAGCCAUUGCAAAGCCACUGCCAGAAACUUGAAACUUAAGUAUCUUAUAAAUCUGGAAACUCUUCAGUCUGCCUUCUACACAGAGCAAUUUGAAGUAAAAGAACCUGGAAGAGGUCCUUCAGGUGAGGAGAUUUUUGCAACCAUUAUAAUAACUGGAAACGGUGGAAUUCAGUGGUCAAGAGGGAAACAUAAAGAAAGUGAGACACUGACAGAACAGGAUUUACAGUUGUAUUGUGAUUUUCCUGAUAUUAUUGAUAUCAGUAUUAAACAAGCAAAUCAAGAAGGCGCAAAUGAAAGCAGAAUUGUAACUAUUCAUAAGCAAGAUGGUAAAAGUCUAGAAAUUGAGCUUAAGUCAUUAAGAGAAGCUUUGUCUUUUGUGUCAUUAAUUGAUGGAUAUUAUAGAUUAACUGCAGAUGCACAUCAUUAUCUUUGUAAAGAAGUAGCACCUCCAAUGGUGCUUGAAAAUAUACAAAGCAACUGUCAUGGCCCAAUUUCAAUGGAUUUUGCUAUCAGUAAACUGAAAAAAACAGGUAAUCAGACUGGACUCUAUGUACUUCGAUGCAGUCCUAAGGACUUUAAUAAAUAUUUUCUGACUUUUGCUGUUGAGCGAGAGAAUGUUAUUGAAUAUAAGCACUGUUUGAUUACCAAAAAUGAGAAUGGAGAAUACAACCUCAGUGGUACUAAGAAGAACUUCAGUAAUCUUAAAGAUCUUCUGAAUUGCUACCAGAUGGAAACUGUUCGCUCAGACAGUAUAAUUUUCCAGUUUACUAAAUGCUGUCCCCCAAAGCCAAAAGACAAAUCAAACCUUCUAGUCUUCAGAACCAAUGGUAUUUCUGAUGUACCAACCUCACCAACUUUACAAAGGCAUAAUAAUGUGAACCAAAUGGUGUUCCACAAAAUUAGAAAUGAAGAUUUGGUAUUUAAUGAAAGCCUUGGCCAAGGAACUUUUACAAAAAUUUUUAAAGGUAUAAGAAGAGAAAUAGGAGACUAUGGUCAGCUGCAUGAAACAGAAGUUCUUCUAAAAGUUCUGGAUAAAGCACAUAGAAACUAUUCAGAGUCUUUCUUUGAAGCAGCAAGCAUGAUGAGCCAGCUUUCUCACAAACAUCUGAUUUUAAAUUAUGGAGUAUGUGUCUGUGGAGAGGAGAAUAUUCUGGUUCAGGAAUUUGUAAAAUUUGGAUCACUAGAUACGUAUCUGAAAAAGAAUAAAAAUUCUAUAAAUAUAUUAUGGAAACUUGAAGUGGCUAAACAGUUGGCAUGGGCCAUGCAUUUUCUAGAAGAAAAAACCCUUAUUCAUGGGAAUGUGUGCGCCAAAAAUAUUCUUCUUAUCAGAGAAGAAGACAGGAAGACAGGAAAUCCUCCUUUCAUCAAACUUAGUGAUCCUGGCAUUAGUAUUACAGUUUUGCCAAAAGACAUCCUGCAGGAGAGAAUACCAUGGGUACCACCUGAAUGCAUUGAAAAUCCUAAAAAUCUAAACCUGGCAACAGACAAAUGGAGUUUUGGUACCACAUUGUGGGAAAUCUGCAGUGGAGGAGAUAAGCCUCUGAGUGCUUUGGAUUCUCAAAGAAAACUACAGUUUUAUGAAGACAGGCACCAGCUUCCUGCGCCAAAGUGGACAGAAUUAGCAAAUCUUAUUAAUAAUUGCAUGGAUUAUGAACCAGAUUUUAGACCUUCUUUCAGAGCCAUUAUAAGAGAUCUUAAUAGUUUGUUUACUCCAGAUUAUGAACUAUUAACAGAAAAUGACAUGUUACCAAAUAUGAGAAUAGGUGCCCUAGGAUUUUCUGGUGCUUUUGAAGACCGAGACCCUACACAAUUUGAAGAAAGACACUUGAAAUUUCUACAGCAACUUGGCAAGGGUAAUUUUGGGAGUGUGGAGAUGUGCCGGUAUGACCCUCUACAAGACAAUACUGGGGAGGUGGUGGCUGUGAAAAAGCUCCAGCACAGUACUGAAGAGCACCUCAGAGACUUCGAAAGAGAAAUUGAAAUCCUUAAAUCCUUGCAGCAUGACAACAUUGUAAAGUACAAAGGAGUCUGCUACAGUGCUGGCCGGCAUAAUCUAAGAUUAAUUAUGGAGUAUUUACCAUAUGGAAGUUUACGAGACUAUCUCCAAAAACAUAAAGAACGGAUAGAUCAUAAAAAACUUCUGCAGUACACAUCUCAGAUAUGCAAGGGGAUGGAAUAUCUUGGUACAAAAAGAUAUAUCCACAGGGAUCUGGCAACAAGGAAUAUAUUAGUGGAGAAUGAAAACAGAGUUAAAAUAGGAGAUUUUGGAUUAACCAAAGUCUUGCCACAAGACAAAGAGUACUACAAAGUGAAAGAGCCUGGUGAAAGUCCCAUAUUCUGGUAUGCACCAGAAUCACUGACAGAGAGCAAGUUUUCUGUGGCUUCAGAUGUUUGGAGCUUUGGAGUGGUUCUGUAUGAACUUUUCACAUAUAUUGAGAAGAGUAAAAGCCCACCAGCGGAAUUUAUGCGUAUGAUUGGCAAUGACAAACAAGGACAGAUGAUUGUGUUCCAUUUGAUAGAACUCCUGAAGAAUAAUGGAAGAUUACCAAGACCAGAUGGAUGCCCAGAUGAGAUAUAUGUGAUUAUGACAGAAUGCUGGAACAAUAAUGUAAACCAGCGCCCCUCUUUCAGAGACCUAGCAGUUCGAGUUGAUCAAAUAAGGGACAACAUGACUGGAUGAAAGAAAUGAACUUCACUCUGAGACCAGGAUAGACUUACAGAACAAAGUUUUGUAUUUCAUAUUGCUGUGGACUUUUGUUACGUAUAUCAUUAUUAUGUAUAUCACAAUAUUUGCCAGCAAAAGUGUGGAAAUACCUGCUUAAAACUUUCGAAGUUUAGUGAGUUUUUCUUCAUGAGGAUACCAGCCAAAGACAUUGAUGAAAAGUCGUUAGCAAAGAGUUUUGUAAAAUGUUUUGGGAACCUGAUCAGUCAGUUAACAUCACUUUUCUUUGGCAAAAAAAGAAAAUUAGACAUUUUUCAACUAAGAAUUAUAAGAGAUUAAAAAAUUGUAAAUUUUAAAUAUAUACAGAAUACGUAUGUACAGUUUUUACCAUAGUGAAUGUAUGACACCUUGGCAUCUUGUGUGAUGUUUUACACAAGGGCUGGUGUUCAUCAAUAAUGUUUUAUAAUUUUUCCAUAGUUCUAUGAUAACUUCACUCUAUAGACAAAUUAAGAUGCUCAGAUAAUUGAAUAUGCACCUUUUUGUCCUCGCGCAUUUAUGUCACUGGCCAGCAAUAUAAGCAGAUGUAUACUUCAGCUUGUUGUUCUGUGUACUGUAAAUAUUUUUCAAAGCAGAGGGAACAAAUGUUUAGUUUUAUUUGUAUAGGGAAUUUUCCUGACCCUCUAGAAUACAUUUUGAAAUGGAACAAGUUUACAAAGAUUAACACAAUAUAUUUUCUUAUUUGUCUCCCUUGUAUCUGUUUGUGGCACGUAUGUUUUUUAAAUAUAACUAUCUCCAGAUUUUUUCUAAGACCACCGUGAACAGUUUUCUUUUAAAAAUUUGAGAUUACAAAUGCCAGGAAUAUUGUCAUCCCUUGAGCUGUUGGUUACCAAUAAGAUUCUUCAAUCCUGGGACCUAUGGUCAUGCAUUAAAUUUAAGUGUAAGCUA